Molecule: messenger RNA, 1393 nt
Organism: Fukomys damarensis (Damara mole-rat)
Lineage: Eukaryota; Metazoa; Chordata; Mammalia; Rodentia; Bathyergidae
Gene: Map3k7cl
Product: MAP3K7 C-terminal like
Exons: 5
Coding region: 81-509 (142 amino acids)
Cellular component (GO): nucleus; cytosol
Source: RefSeq, a predicted model, not a curated record
ACUGGCUACAUGUCAGGAAAACAUCAUGACAUGCUGAGGUGCUGGAAGACCCAGGAGAAGACCGGGCCUCAGGUGCCCACAUGAUCAGCACAGCAAGGGUAGCUGCGGAUAAGCCAGUACGCAUCGCCUUUAGCCUCAAUGACGCCUCAGAUGAUACACCUCCUGAAGACUCCAUUCCUUUGGUCUUUCCAGAAUUAGACCAGCAGCUACAGCCUCUGCCUCCUUGUCAUGACUCCGCAGAAUCCAUGCAGGUAUACACACAGCACUGCCAAAUAGCAGAAGAAUACCAUGAGGUCAAAAAAGAGAUCGCCCUGCUUGAGGAAAGAAAAAAGGAGCUCAUUGCCAAACUGGACCAGGCAGAAAAGGAGAAGGUGGACGCUGCCCAGCUGGUUCGGGAAUUUGAGGCCCUGACGGAGGAGAACCGGACCCUGAAGUUAGCGCAGUCGCAGUGUGUGGAACAGCUGGAGAAGCUCAGGAUACAGUAUCAGAAGAGGCAGGGGUCGUCCUAACGUGAAAUUAUUAAACGUGCACGUGAGAGGCUGCUGACUGCUGUGCGCUGGCCAGAAGCUUGUUCUUUUAGAGGGAUAGCGAAUAAAAUCCACUGCUUCUCUUCAUUACUCACAUGGCAGAUUCCUAGAAUGAGAGUUUAAUGUUUGCCAGCUUCUAGCUUGAGAGAAGGGAUAUUUUAUUUUAAGUGAGAUCAUUAGUGCGAAGCUAUUGACCAUAUAUAUUUUCAGAGAUCGGAAUUCUUUUUCAAAGAUAUAUAUUUUUUCUUAUUUAGCAAGAUGUGAUCUUACUGUACACCAGCCUAGGAAAUAAUCAAAGUAGAAUGCUGACCGACCCCGUUAAAAAUCACGAGCCACGAAAUACACCAGUAAGAUGCUCACUGUCGUUCCACGCUGGUGCCUUUUUAAAUUUCAUGCUUUUCAUACUCCAAAUCUGCUCAACUAUAGAAGCCAGCAGAAACUUCUCUGCGUAAGUUGGUGUGCACCAGGCGGAUGCAAUCCUUCAAUGAUAGGUUUCCGAAGAAUGAAUAAUUGCACAUCCGUAAAAGCCUCCCCAUGAAAAUGUGAGCAGAAAUCGUAUCUGUGCCAAAACCUCAGUUGCUUAUGCUGACAUGCUGGUGGGAUAAGGACACAGAAAGGGCUUCUUCAUUUUCUUCAUCUGUGUUCACUGGCCAGCAAUAUCUCUGCCUUUGCUUGCAUGUGUUUGGGGGUUUGGGGAAACGGAACAGUGUCCUCUGGACCUUGCUGGGGUCAGUUCCCACGAAAAAACAGUGAGAUUAUAAUUAUCACUUUUCUUUGGAUUUAAGGAAAUGCUUUAGGUCAGUAAUGACUGAUGGGAAUAUGUGGAUAAAUUCAGAAUUAAAGUGGUUUUUCCCUCACUCUAGCUA